Molecule: messenger RNA, 1662 nt
Organism: Cadophora gregata
Lineage: Eukaryota; Fungi; Ascomycota; Leotiomycetes; Helotiales; Ploettnerulaceae
Exons: 7
Coding region: 1-1662 (553 amino acids)
Biological process (GO): amino acid transmembrane transport
Cellular component (GO): membrane
Molecular function (GO): amino acid transmembrane transporter activity
Source: RefSeq, a predicted model, not a curated record
AUGUCCGACUCACCAGUCUCGUCAGACCCAGAAAAAGCCGGUCAUUCGGAUAACAAGACAGCGUAUGGCCAUGCUACCACAGUCUACUCUGAUGGAGCUCUUGAAGAGGACCGAGUUGAAGGGUUCGAAGAGACGCGAGAACUCAGGCGCGGGCUUCAUCAGCGUCAUAUUCAGAUGAUUGCUCUGGCUGGCACUAUCGGCACAGGUCUGUUCUUGGGCUCUGGCAAAGCAAUUGCUCGAGGCGGUCCUCUAGGAGCUUUCAUGGGAUACUCGUUCGUUGGGGUCUUGGUCGUAGGCGUCGUCAUGUCGAUAGCAGAGAUGAGUGCUCUACUCCCGCUUAGUGGUGCCAUUAUCCGACAUGCUGAGCACUUUGUUGAUCCUGCGCUCUCAUUUGCACAAGGAUGGAACUCGAUUUACAACAGCAUGAUAUCUCUUCCAGCAGAGUUAGUUGCUGCAGCUGUUAUCGUUCAAUUCUGGUCCACGAUCAACUCGGCUGUGUGGAUCACCGUGUUUGGACUCCUACUCGUAGUUGCCAAUCUGCUAUUCAUCCGAGUCUAUGGGGAGAUGGAAUUUACAUUCGCUAGCCUGAAAAUUAUGUUGAUCGUUGGUUUGAACCUCAUGGCACUCGUCAUCGUUUGUGGAGGCGGCCCAGAUGGCCACACAUAUGGCUUCCAAUACUGGCACAACCCAGGCCCAUUCGUUGAAUACCUUGGGUACCAAGGCUCUCUUGGUCACUUCAUGGGAUUCUGGACCACCUUCUCAAAUGCUGUAUACGCCUACUCGGGAAUCGAGAACAUCUCCAUGGCAGCAGCUGAGACCAAGUCCCCUAGAAGAAACAUUCCAAUCGCCGCCAAGAGAAUAUUCUUCAGAGUCGUAGUGUUUUACAUGCUUUCGAUCUUCAUGGUUGGACUUCUUGUUCCUUCCAAUGAUGAAAACCUUCUCAAAAGCACAGGGAACGCUGCGCAGUCCCCAUUCGUCAUUGCAGCUACAAGAUCUGGAAUCAAAGUCGUGCCAUCUAUCAUCAACGCUGUCGUUCUUACCUCAGCCUGGUCAGCAGGUAACACUGGACUUCUAGGAGGCUCUAGAACUCUCUACGGGAUGGCAAGGGAAGGCCACGCGCCUAAGAUUUUCCUCAGGACCAACCGAAUGGGAAUACCAUAUCUUGCUGUGGGUUGCAUCUCCAUAUUUAUGUGCCUCGGAUUCAUGACACUAUCGAAAGGCGCCUCGGUAGCUUUCGGUUGGCUUCAAGAUCUGGUCUCCGUCGCUGCCCUCGUCGGAUGGAUGACCAUCUGCACCGUCUACUUGCGCUUCUACUACGGCUGCAAGAAGCAAGGAAUUCCUCGAGAGAACCUCCCGUGGAAGGGGCCAUUCCAGCCUUACGCCGCUUGGUUCUCCCUAAUCUCUUUCACUGUCUUGCUACUCACGGGAGGCUAUGUCACUUUCGUUCACGGCCACUGGAAUACAGAGACGUUCGUGUCGUCUUACAUCAACAUCCCGAUCUUCCUUAUCCUGUACUUUAGCUACAAGUUCAUCAAGAAGACUUCGAUCAUUCCGCUCAGCGAGAUCCCGAUUCAGCACUACAUUGAUAUCGCGAAUGCCAACCCGGAGCCGCCUGCGAAGAAGAAGGUUGGUAUUCAUAGAUUCAAUAUUCUCUGGGGAUAG